GAAAAUGGCGGCAAAUGUAGACGACAUUUGUCAGUCUCUGGAAACGACAACAGAUGUUUUAUCAACAUUGGUUGAGUUGAAAGCAGCUUUAUCAUCUGUCAGAACAAUAAACCUUCAUACUGUAGUCUCAGUUUCAUCUGUACAGAAGUUGUUUGGCUUGUUAAACACUGAUAAUGGUGAAAUCAUUGAAGAAUGUUGCAGUAUUUUAAAAAAUGUUUUGCUUGCAUGGUCACCUGCUGUUGGAUUGGACCUGUUCAAAACCGAUUUUGAUAUAGGAUUACAGCACUCUUCUACAACUAUACAGUGUUUAUGUUUAAGACAGCUAGAACUCGUUGGUGGAGAUGACCAAACACUACUGAAUUGGGAUUCAGCGAGAGAUGUCAUCAAAACUGUGAUAAAUUUGAUAGCUAGCCCUUCCCUACAGGUGGCAAAACAUGCACAGAAUGUUGUGCUAAAUAUAAGCAGAACAAAUGAUGGUCUGGAUUUUAUCUACACAUCAGAAUUGUUAUCCUCUCUACAAGAAGUCCUUCAGAAAGAUGAUACUGUCAAAUUCAGAGUUUAUGAGUUGAUAGUUCAUAUCAGUAAAAUAUCUGAAUCAGCUCUGCAAAAGACAAAUGAGUCAGGAUUACUACAGCUGCUGUUAAAUGAGGUCCAUAAAGAUGAUAUUCUUACUCAGUUAAAUUGUUUGGAACUACUUUCUGACCUUGGUAUGGUGGAGCAUGGGAUCGUUUUUCUAGACGGAGCAGGAAUCAUUAAGCAGAUAGAGACCCUACUGUCAACAUCUUCUACAGAUCCAAUGGGAGGACUCUUAUUACCAGGUUUAAUUAAGUUUUUUGGAGGUGUUGCCUAUUUUUAUCCCAAGGAAGUGUUUAAUGGAAACAAGACAUUCGUUAACCUGAUGUUAAGAAACUUGACUUCAGAAGAUAAAAAUUUAUGCAGUAUUUCUGUACAGACUAUUGGACUGAUAGCUAAAACAAUAGAGGGAAAACUAGCUCUUGAGAAGUUAGGAAAUAUGUUUAUUGAUGGGUUACAGACAAUAGGAAAGAUGGUGAAACAAGCACCAUCAGAUCUACGGGAAAUUGCUCUUCAAACUACUGCAAAUCUGAUUCAUAUUCCGGUACCAGAACAAACAUCUGACAACUGUAAGCUGUCAGAGAAAUGGUUUGAUCAUCUGGAUCCCAACAUGCUUCAGAUCAUCAUGUCUAUCGCUAGGCAACCAUUUCCAGAACUUAGACACAGUUCUCACAGUGUUCUGUCAGCACUAGCUUUGAUACCAUGGGGACAGAAAAGAUUAUGUGAAUUUCCAGGUUUUAAUGAAUAUCUACUUGAUCGAUCAACAGAAAAGGACAAAGAAGCAAAAGAGUCCAAAUAUGAAAUAAUUAGAACAUUAGCAGAGAGUCCAACCUCAAUGAACAUUUUUGGUCAGCCCUAUAUUGUCCAAUUAAAGGCUUAUUUUUUGCAAGGGCCUAUUUAUGUGCAAACAGAAAGCCAGGUAGCAUUUGAAGGUGAUUAAUUUUCUUAAUAUUAUGUGAAAAAUAUUUUUUUUUAUAAUAAAAAUCUGUUAGUAGCUGAA
Molecule: messenger RNA, 1573 nt
Organism: Mytilus californianus (California mussel)
Lineage: Eukaryota; Metazoa; Mollusca; Bivalvia; Mytilida; Mytilidae
Product: 26S proteasome non-ATPase regulatory subunit 5-like
Exons: 8
Coding region: 5-1513 (502 amino acids)
Biological process (GO): proteasome assembly
Cellular component (GO): cytosol
Source: RefSeq, a predicted model, not a curated record